AUGGCCAUCCAUGCUAGCGAUGCGAGUUUCACCUAUGCGGAACUUGAGAGCGCGUCGCGAAAGCUAGCACUGGUACUGCAAGCAAAGUCUGUCGGCCCCGAAGACGUUGUAUUGCUGUCUUUUCCAAAGUCCGCCUGGGCUCUUGUAGCGAUGAUGGCGGCGGUCAGAGCAGGCGCGACCAUGCUCUUCUUCGAUGUUUCCCACCCAAUGGCUCGGCUUCAGGAAAUUCAAAACCAAGUACAGGCCAGAAUCAUGCUGACAGCACCUCAAUACGCCGAUGCGUGGGACUGGACAGGUGCAGAAGUCCUCGCGGUGGACUCCGGUCUGAUCGACAGCCUUCCGGACAUGUCACUACCCACAUCAGCCGUCAGGCCAAACAACUCAUUGUACAUUAUCUACACUUCAGGCUCCACCGGCAAACCCAAGGGCUGCUGUAUUGAGCAUCGCCAGUUUCUUACCGGCUCAUACGCGCAACGAAAGGCCAGUGGAAUGCGAGCUACGGACCGCGUCUUGCAGUUAGCCAGCUUCUCCUUCGAUGUCAGCUUGCUUGAGAUCAUGACUUCACUCAUAACGGGUGCAUGUGUUUGUAUCCCUGGAGACGCGUCGCGUUCACGGGGACCAGCUCACUGCAUUCAAGAGUUUGGUGUGACUUGGGCGUUCCUGACGCCAUCUUUGGUGAAGCUAAUGACCCCUGACAUGGUCCCGACUCUUCGCUUCCUGGUUCUUGGCGGCGAAGCGCUCGGCAAGGGUGACGUGGAGACGUGGGCCCCCACCCACGUCCAACUAGCAAACGGCUACGGACCAACUGAAUGCAGUGUCGCAGCAACGGCAUUGCCAAAUCUUUCUCCGGAUACCGAUCCGAGCAAUAUCGGAUUCCCGCUAGGUGCCCUGAUCUGGAUUGUAGAUCCCGAAGAUCACCGUCGGUUGGUUCCGCCUGGAUGUCCGGGAGAGCUCCUUGUCCAUGGGCCUAUCGUCGCCCGCGGCUACUAUAAGGAUGCAGAGAGAACUAAUGCCGUGUUCAUUUCCGAUGACUUCCCAUGGCUACCAAGGUCCGAGUCUGCGGAAGCCAGACGGAUGUACCGAUCCGGAGACCUUGCCCGUUUCAACAGCGAUGGUUCCAUCCAUUUCUUGGGUAGGAAGGGUCAAGACUCGCAAGUUAAGCUGCGUGGGCUGAGAAUCGAGCUUGGUGAGAUCGAGCAUCAUAUCGCCAAGUAUGAGACCGUAAGAAGAGCAGCUGUAUUGCUGCCACGCCAGGGCCCGUGCAAGGACCAGCUGACAGUUGUGCUAUCAUUGAGCACAGUUCCCGAUCCGGAGUCGGACACAGGAAUUCAGCCUAUCCAGGGCCACUUUGACACUGCUGAACAAAUAAAGCAGGAUGUGUCUGCCCACCUGCCGCCCUACAUGGUCCCUUCGCUCUGGAUCGUCGCCAGCUCAGUCCCAUUGUCAAUAUCUGGAAAGCUCAACCGCUCAGCUGUCACCCAGUUUGUCAACAACAUGGACGAGGAAACUUACAACCUUGUCACUGGAGAUGUUUCUGAGAUCGCCGUCAUUGCCGCCAGCCCGGUCGAGGAGAUACUCCAGCAGGCAUGCAGCGAGAUUCUCAAUGUACCCGCGUCCAGCAUUCGUCUCAAUCGCUCAUUCAUCCACAAUGGCCUUGACAGCAUUCUGGGUAUGCAGUUGCUUUCGAGAUUGAGAGCUGCGGGCAUCGCCGUUUCAAUGCAAGACAUGCUGCAGUCGAAGUCACUAUCAGAACUGGCCGAGAGGGCUCAGACUGGUGACGCGGUCACCACUCUUCAGACAUACCCUAUCUCAUACGAUCUCGCAAGAUUCGAGUCUGAAAUUCUUCCUGGUCUUCCCGUAGAGGCGGAAGAUGUCGAGGAAGUCUACCCUCUCGGAAUCAUGCAGAAAGGCAUUUUGCUGAGCCAACAGCGAGAGUCAGCCAGUUACGAAUUGCGGAUCUUGUGCCGGGCAACCCUUCCACAUGGGCGAGAGAGCAUGGAUAUUGACCGCCUCAAGAACGCACUGAAGCAAGUGUCCAACCGACAUGCAUCACUCCGAACCAUUUUCACCCCCAGUCUUUCGGAUAAUUCACCCUGUGACCAGCUCGUGUUGAAAAAUGUUGAACCGCAGAUCAGCGUCGUUUCAUGUCGUAACGAGGCACACGUCCGUCAACUUGUUCACCAAUACAGCAUCGCCAAUGCCGACAAAGGUCAGAGACCAAGAGUUGGCUUUGUCAUAUAUGUGACGGAAGAGCAUUUGUACUGCAUGGCUGCGAUUGACCACGCGUUGAUUGACGGUGUAUCUGUGCUGCUCAUGUUCCGCGACCUCAGCGCUGCGUACGCAGGUGAUUUGGAUCUUACCCACACAACAAGAUUUUCACAUUACGUUGGUUAUCUGCAGCAACAAGACAAGUCCGUGAGCAUGGAUUUCUGGAGGCAGUACCUGCAAGGUAUCUCUACUUGCAGCUUCCCAGUCCUCAAUGAUAACUCGCACGGGUCAAACGAGCUACAUGAACUCACGGCAUCAGUUGAUCAAAGUCUCGGACUGCACGACUUUUGCAGAACGCACGACAUCACUCCUGCUAGCUUGCUACACUUGGCCUGGGCCAUGACUUUGCGAGCUUAUAGCGGCACCGAAGACGUUUGCUUCGGAUACCUCUCUGCUGGGCGAGAUCUUUCUGUACAGGACAUUGAUGAUGCCGUCGGUGCAUAUAUCAAUAUGUUGGUCUGCAGACUGGACUUGGGUGAGCUUGCAUCCAGCAAUCUUCUCCAGCUUGCGGAGUCUGUACAACAGUCCUUCCUCAAAUCAAUGCCUCACCAGCUCUGCUCAUUGGCCGAGAUCCAGCAUGAGCUCCAGCUUCGUGGGCCUCUCUUCAACACCGUUUUGUCCUUGCAAAGCGCGCUGGGAGACAUCAUCCAGGCGAGCGAACACAGCAUCGCUUUCGAGAUUGUCGACGAGGUUGACUUGACCGAGUAUGAUAUCUCGGUUAACAUUGCCGUCGCUAGAGACGAUGUUCACCUGAGCUUCCGCCAUUACACAUCUAAGGUCAGUGACCAGAUGGCAAGCAAUGUCUUGGGAACCUUCCAGAACAUGAUCCGGGUCAUCGUUCAAGGUCACGAAAAACGGCUCGACGAGAUCGAUCUUCUCAGCGACAAUGAUAAACAGCAGAUUCUCUCAUGGAACGAGAUGAUAUGGGAAGAUCAUCAACGAUGCAUACACGACAUUAUCUCUGAGCAAGCAAGACAGAAGCCAAACGCCCUCGCCAUCGACGCCUAUGACGGCCGCCUGACUUAUGCUGAGCUUGAUUCAAUCAGCUCUCUCCUUGCUGCACAUCUCAGCGAGCUAGGUGUCGGUCCGGAGACUCUAGUCCCACUCUGCUUCAAGAAGUCCAUGUGGGUUCCUGUUGCCCAAUUAGCGGUCUUGAAAGCAGGAGGAGCCUGUGUCGCUAUGGAUCCCACACACCCUGAGAAGCGGAGAGAAGAGUUGCUACGACAGUGCGAUGCCAAGAUGGCGCUUACUUCUCCUGAGUACAUCCAUCUCUUCAAAAAACUGGUCGGAAAGGCCUUGGCAAUCAGCAAGUCCCUCCUCGAUGGAUUGUUGGAGAAGCAAUCAACUCUUCCGAAAUCGUGGAUCCAACCAACCCCAAGCAAUUCUUGCUUUGUUGUGUUCACGAGUGGUUCAACCGGAAAACCGAAGGGAAUCGUGCUCGAGCAUCACGCUUUGGCGAGCAGCUCUGCAGCACACGGCCCCAUCAUGCAGUACAAUCAACCUGGGGCACGCAUCCUUCAGUUUGCUUCAUACACCUUCGAUGUCAGCAUCGGCGAGACAUUCUCGGGUCUCCAGAUGGGAGGAACAGUGUGCAUCCCGGCCGAGGAGGAGCGCCUGGACGACUUGGCUGGAGUCAUCAAUCGCAUGAACAUCAACAUCGCCUACCUCACGCCAUCAGUAGCCAGUCUCUUGGAGCCAGCAGACGUUCCGGGCCUUAAAGUCCUCGCUUUGGGAGGUGAGGCCGUCCGGGCGGAAAACGUUGCAGCCUGGGCAGACAAACUGCACCUCAUCGACAUCUACGGCCCAGCCGAGACCAGUGUAUACUCUACUGGUCUCUCUCCUGUCACCCUCACCGAUGCCCCCGGAAAUAUCGGCUUUGGCCUAGGAGCGCGUAUGUGGGUCACGGACGCCGGCAACCCGGGCCGACUGUGUCAUGUCGGUGAAGUCGGAGAGCUCCUCAUACAAGGGCCUAUCGUUGCGCGCGGGUAUUUGAACGACGUUGAAAAGACUUCAGCAGCUUUCAUCCCGCCGCCUCGAUGGAUGGUUGAGGCAGACAUGCAGAUCUCUUCCACAGAGAAGCUUUACCGCAGCGGUGAUUUGUGCAGGUACAACUCCGAUGGUAGCAUCAACGUUGUGGGCCGCAAGGACAUGCAGAUCAAGCUUCAUGGACAGCGUAUCGAGAUGGCGGAAAUUGAGUACAACAUCCUCCGCUCCGACAGUAUCGCCAAUGCGGUUGUAUUGUACCCUCGAAGUGGACCACUCGGAGAGCGAUUAGUCGCAGUCAUUGCUCUUCGCGAGUCUUCCACCCUGCAAGAAGACACGAAGACGAUGCGUCUCAUCGAUCCUUCCCACAACCCAGUAGCAGCCGAGAAGAUCGCACAGGGUCAAGCCUACCUGGGCAAGCGCGUACCGGGCUAUAUGAUGCCUUCGGUUUGGCUCUGCUUCGACAUAUUGCCGCUGUCUCGGAACGAGAAGACAGACCGCGUUCGUGUGCUGCAAUAUGUUCAAGAGAUGGCUGCUAUCCCAGGUGUAGCAACACAUAAGUCUGAAGAGCAGGCCAAGGUAUCAGCCCCUUUGAACUCGACAGAAGCCACUGUACAAGGUAUCGUCGCCGGUGUUCUUGGGCAGCCGCAGUCAAAGAUUUCCAUGGAUCAAAGCUUUGUAGGAAUGGCCGGUGAUUCCAUCCAGGCUAUGCAAGCCGUAGCGAAAUGCCGGACAAAUGGACUCUCCGUCACUGUCAAGGACGUUCUCAUGAGCAAGUCGCUGAGAGACCUUGCAAAGAAAGCCCGCUCAAUAUCAUCAACACCCACCAGGAAGAUUGGUAGUGACGAGCCAUUUGCUUUGCUUGCGAACGCCACACUAGAGGCCCUCGACAAGGACGUGAAGAAAAUCGGCUACACAGGCUCCGACGACUUGGAGGAUGCUUACCCGGCUAGUCCGAUGCAGCAAGGUUUGCUCAUUGCCCAGGCCCAGGCAAGUGGCAACUACAAGUUCUUUGCGCUCUGUGAGGCGACUGCACUGAAAUCAGGCAUCAAAGUGUCUGUCGAAAGGUUGCGGUCGGCAUGGCAGCAGGUCGUCAGCAGACAUGCCAUUCUCCGGACUGUCUUCGUCGAGACAAGCAACGCAAACAAUGAUGAUGUUAGCGCUCUCUACACCCAGGCCGUGUUGAAACAAUCCAGUGCUAGAGAAGCUCAAGUAGGCGACUACCAAGCACUUCUAGACCAGCCCUGGACUCAUCCUAUCGACUACGAAGACGGUCUUCCAUUGCACAGAUUCACGACCUAUGAGAAUGCUACAGACGGAAAGGUAUACUUCAACCUUGAAAUCAGCCACACCUUGAUUGAUGGCGCUUCGAUGGCCAUCAUUCUCAGAGAUCUUGUCUCGGCUUAUCAACACCAAAGCCAAGGUCCUGCACCCCUUUACCGCAAUUACAUCUCAAUGCUGGUUGAGAGGCAACAUUCCGAGGUUGAGAACUCUCUCACGUACUGGAGCCAGUACCUUGAAGGUGUUGAGCCUUGCAUCAUGCCCAAGCUCCUGCUUGACCAGAGUGCACCCGUUGAAAACACUUUGGAGAAUGUCAAGGUCAACCUUCCUUCUGAUACUGUCAAGAAGCUUCAUGCAUUCUCCAAGGCCAACGCAGUCACCUUGGCCAGUAUCCUGCAAACUGCGUGGGCCAUUGUUGUCCGCGCAUACAGCAGCAAUCCCGAUGUUGUCUUUGGCUUCCUUGCGUCUGGCCGUGACAUCUCGCUCGACGGUUUAGAAAAUGCCCUGGGACCUUAUAUCAACAUGCUGAUCUGCCGCGUUGAUGCAAAGCCGUCCAACAAAGACAGCAUACUGACCACAAUCCAAAAGGCGCAGGGCGACUACCUAGACUCUUUGGCUCACCAGCAUACUCCGUUGAGCCAGAUCCAGCACAGCAUUCUGGACGCCUCUGCAGGCUCCCGCAUUUUCAACUCGGUACUAUCAAUCCAACGUCCACUUUCAACAGACGACACCGGAAACGAGAUCAAGAUCGAGUGCGUACAGUCAUACGACCCAACAGAAUAUGACUGCAGUGUCAGCAUUACAGCCAGUGAAGCAGCCGUUGAGGCAAACAUUAGCUACAUGUCAACAUACUACACCACUCAGCAAGCCACUCGGAUCGGAAAGACAUUCUCGAAGAUUCUGACUGAUAUGCUGGAAGACCCAACUGCACCACUCACCAGUCUGGAAUUCAUCACUCCGGAGGACAAGCAGAUCAUCUUACACCGGAACAAAAACGGAGUAGUUCCGCCAGCGGCUCAGCACCUCAUUCAUGAACAAGUCGCUCGUCAAGCGGUAGAGCGCCCCAGUGCCCCGGCCAUUGCGUCAUGGGACGGCUCCUAUUCGUAUGAGGAGCUCAUCUCUAUUGCGGGUCGUCUUGCACAUCAUCUACGCAACAAUGGAGUGACAACCGAGCAAAAGGUACUUCUCGCUUUCGACAAGAGCAAGUGGGCUGUCGUAUCAAUGCUCGCAGUUCUCUUGGCAGGCGGAACAUAUCUCUCCGUUGACCCUGCCCAUCCGCCGCAGCAUCACCGGAACAUCAUCGAACAGGCCGAGCCGGUCUUAUUGCUAACAGGCUCCAAUGACUAUGCUGAGAAGCUCAGAGCUGUCAUUGAGCCUGUUAUAGUUGUCGAUGAGACUAUGUUGGCCCAGCUUCAGGACCAGUCAAAGCUUCCUGAUGAGGUGGCCUUGCCGGCAAAUGGAGCCUUCAUAUGCACAACCAGUGGAAGUACUGGCCGACCGAAAGCCAUUACGAUCACGCACAGCUCUUUCAGCUCAGUCGUCGCUCACAACCCUGAGAUGGGCAUUGGAACAGACUCUCGUGUCUUCCAGUUCGCAAGCUACACCUUCGACACGGCCAACUCAGAGAUAUGGGCACCAUUGAUGCUGGGCGCAUGUGUUUGCAUCCCGUCUGAGAACGAGAGAAUGAAUGACACUGCUGGAGCAAUCAAUCGUCUCGCAGUCAACUGGUCGUUCUUUACGCCCUCGAUGGCAAGCUUGUUGAGUCCCGCGGACAUUCCCGGUCUCAAGACCCUGGCCCUGGGCGGUGAGCUGGUUCGAGAAGAUAUUGUCAAGACAUGGAACGGCCACGCACGAGUGAUUAACAGCUUUGGUCCAGCUGAAUGCUCGGUAUGGACCACUAUGGCCGAUAUUGGACAUGGCAAUCCGGUCACCACAAUCAACAAAGGGAAUGGAGGCUAUGGCUCUCUUCUCUGGAUCGCUGAUACCACUGACGUAACCAAACUGGCUCCUAUUGGAGCGACUGGUGAGCUCUUGGUCGAAGGACCAAUCCUCUCCCGCGGCUACCUCGAUCUUCAGAAGAGUGCAGAAGCUUUCAUUCCACCUCCACCGUGGCGUGUGCAAGACAACCCCAACACACGCCUGUACCGAUCCGGAGAUUUGGUUAGAUACAACGAGGAUGGCACUGUCGUGGUUGUAGGCAGGCAAGACGGACAAGUCAAGCUGAACGGACAACGAAUCGAGUGUUCUGAGAUCGAACGCAAUGUCGCCGCCCACGACUUCGUCCGCUUUGCGGUCAUCUUCGUGCCAAAGAAGGGCAUAUGCCAACGGAAGCUUACAGCGGUCGUAGCUCUUCAGCAAUUCUCUGAGAGAACUAUGGUAUCCAAGGAGCUGCGUCCAAUCUCCCCUGAAAAUGCCAAAGCGGCAGCCAAGCAAAUCGAAGAAAUCAAAGAGCAGCUUCGCAGUCGUGUGCCAGGAUACAUGGUACCAACCUCGUGGCUCAUCGUAGAAUCAAUGGCUUUGACGCCGUCGAAGAAGGUCGAUCGUGUUACCAUUGCUCGUUGGGUCGAGACGCUAUCGAAUGAGACCUACACGCAAGCUUUGGAUACCACAGCAGCCGCAGAUCAAGGCGCCAUUGUGGAACAGGAUAAUCUUAGCCCCGAGGUUAAGCUUGUCCAGCGCAUAAUCGCCGCCGUUCUAAACAUACCACUGGACCAAGUCGAUUUGAACAAGUCCUUCUUGAACCUCGGAGGAGACUCUAUCCAAGCAAUUGGCACAGUCGUACAGUGCCGAAAAGAGGGCCUGAGGUUGACGGUCAAGGCCAUCAUGCAGUCUAAGAGCCUCUACGGCCUGGCAGCGGCCGCCGAAAAGUCGGAUCAACCCCAAAGCCUGCAGCAGGAAGAACUGGUUGACGUUCCUUUUGAGCUAUCGCCUAUUCAAAAGUUGUACUUCUCCGAUAUUGCCAGGUCCUCCAGAGAGCCCGAAGCAAACCAAUUCAACCAGAGUUUCUUGCUUGCUGUGACAGCCAAGCAGGGCGCAGAUGAAGUGGCGAACGCUCUAAGGCAACUCGUUGAGUAUCACCCACUGCUGCGAGCUCGCUACUCCCUCGACAAAGACGGAAGCUGGACUCAAAUGAUUCCAAAGCAGCUGGAAGGGAGCUUCCACUUCGCAAGCCACGCUGUCGACUCGGAUGAAGAGGCUCGUGCCAUUGCUCGAAAGCAACAAGAACAGCACCGUAUCGAAACGGGGGCGGUAUUUGCUGUCGUGCUGCUAAACAUCAAUAGUACCGGCAAGCAGCUUCUGUUUCUCACAGCGCAUCAUCUGGUCAUUGAUCUGGUAUCCUGGAGGAUCAUCAUUCGACAGCUCGAGGACCUGCUCACGGUCAAGGGAUCGCAUCUACCCGCACUCAAGCCAUUCCCAUUCCACUCUUGGAUCAAAGCCCAGGCUGAUUACAGCACGCAACAUCUCACCCCUGAAUCAUCUCUCUUGCAUGAGGUCCCAGCAGCAGACUACAGCUACUGGGGCAUGCAGGGGGAGCAGAACCUUAGGCGCGAUAUAGCAGAGUUCAACUUCACUUUGGACGCCAAUAGUACCGACGGACUCCUACGGAACUGCCACUCUUCCAUGAAGACUGAGGCUCUGGACAUUCUACUGGCUGCUGCAUUCUCAUCGUUUGCGGAAGCGUUCUCGCGUACACCACCAUCCAUCUUCAACGAAGGUCACGGAAGAGAGUCCUGGGAUAGCUCUCGUGUCGAUGUCACAGAGACAGUCGGGUGGUUCACUACCAUGUAUCCUCUACAUGUCUCGCCUCUCAAGGACGACCUUACAGGCAUUAUUCAGCAACUAAAAGACCAGAGACGAUCUUUGCCACGCAAGGGCUGGUCUUACUUCAACUCUGCCGUCUCCAACCCAGCAGGUAGAGCUGCAUUUGCGAAGCACUGGCCUGUCGAGAUUUUGUUCAACUAUCUGGGAGUGUACCAGGGACAAGAGCAGCAAGCCGCAUCCGGUGAAGACGCCAGUCUUCUGCAGAUCAUACCCUUCAACGAGGGUGACUUCGGUCCUCAGGUCAACCGGUUUUCGCUGAUCGACAUCAACACAUAUGUCCUCGACGGAAAAGCUCAUGUUUCGCUCACCUACAACCGCAACAUGAAACAUGUCGAGGCGAUUGAGCGCUGGGUACAGUUGUAUCAACAGACGCUUGGCGACAUGAUUUGCGCGCUGGAGCAGUCGCCACGGAUUUUGACACCAGGAGACUUCCCUCUGCUGCAGAACACAUCAUACACCAGUCUCCAAAGGCUUCAGAAACAUUUCGAGCCUUCUGUUACUCCGGUCGACAAUAUCGAGGAUAUCUACGCCUGCUCUCCUAUGCAAGAGGGUAUCUUGCUCACCCAGAACCGCAUGGAUGGCGCAUACCACAUCGAGAUGGUCGUGCAGGUAUCUUCCGUUCGCGGAGCACCAAUUGAUGUUCCAAGACUGGUCAAAGCUUGGCAGAUGGUGGUUGACCGACAAGUGGUGCUGAGAACAGUCUUUGUGGAAGGUCUGUCCGACCGUCCAUACGAUCAGCUCCUGCUCAAGGCACACUCUCCCUUGGUCAAGUUAUUAGGCCCGCCUGAAGGAGAUGCAGUAAGCUUCAUGAACGCUCAGACACAGGUGUUCAGCCCAGACCAGCCGCCGCAUUGCCUGACGAUCUUACACGACAACGAGACCGGCCUUACACUCUGCAAGCUAGAGAUCAGUCACGCAUUGGUGGACGGCGCAUCGAUGUCCAUCCUUGUUUCGGACUGGGUGGAGGCCUAUCAGAACCCAUCAAAUGUCAGCCCUGGUCCUCUGUACAGCGAUUACAUUGGGUACAUCCAGUCACAGCCUCGCGCCGCUGCCAUCGACUUCUGGAAAAGCCAGUUAAGUGGUGUCAGGGCAUGCCACUUUCCGAAUAUCCUAGAGUCAGAUACGGAAGCCGAAGAAGCCCAUCCUCUUCGCCAAGUCGACGUCAAGAUUCCUGAAGCCUCCCAGGUACGGCAGUUCUGCCAAGAGCACAAUGUUACUUUGGCAAGCAUCUUCCGCCUGGCAUGGGCGAAGGUCCUCCGAGCCUUCACAGGAGACGAUCAAGUCUGUUUUGGAUACUUGGCGUCUGGUCGAGAAAUCCCUGUGGCAGGGAUCGAAGAAGCGGUCGGAGCUUUCAUCAACAUGCUCGUCUGCUCAAUUGACUUCGAUGCCACCUCACAGCAAUCGGCGAUCACUUCCUUGGACAAGUUGCAAGACGAAUACCUGCAGUCUCUUCCAUACCAGCAUGUCAGCCUUGCUGAGAUCCAGCACGAGCUUGGUCUAUCGUCUGGCCAAAAGCUGUUCAACACCGUGCUCAGCUUUCAGAGACGACCGCACCAAGACUUCUUCGCUGGCGACCUACACCUUCGCUACAUCGAUGGUGUGGAUCCGACAGAGUACCCCAUCUCGAUCAGUAUCUCCGACGACGCUGGAAAGAUCCAUGUACAGAUGAGCUACUUCGCCAGUAUCUUAUCCGAUGCCCAGGCGGCAAGUGUUAGCAACGCCCUCUCAAGCAUCCUUGCUUCUAUCCUUGAUACACCACAGGUCCUGGUUGCACAGCUGAAGAUGGAAAGCGACGAAGACCGCAAACAGAUAUUUUCCUGGAACUCGGAUAUACCCGCAACGGUUGACAAGUGUGUCCAUGAGGUCUUCGAAGAUUCAGUCAAGCGUGCUCCUGGAGCUGUUGCCAUCGAUUCGUUUGAGGGUACCAUGUCAUACAGCGAGCUGGACCUCAAGAGUAGCAUACUGGGAGCUCAACUCAUGCAACAUGGAGUAACGGCCGGCGACUUCAUCCCCAUCGCCUUUGAAAAGAGUGUCUGGGCCAUCGUUUCUAUGAUGGGCAUCAUGAAAACCGGAGCUGGUUAUGUUCCUCUCGAUAUGGCUCAUCCAGAUGACCGUCUCAAGACCAUCAUCUCCCAGCUUGGAGACGUCCGGCUGAUCUUGGCAUCGCAGACAAACACGAAGCGAAUGCAGAUGCUGGCCGACAACGUCUUGACAGUAUCUUCCGGGGCCCUUGUGGAUACGAAGUCGACUUCUGUUGUUCUUCCCGCUGUCAAUCCUGAGAGCACUGCAUACUGUCUCUUCACAUCUGGUACCAGUGGUGUGCCCAAGGGUGUGGUACUAAGCCACCGAGCAGUAAAUAGCAGUACCUUCCACCACGGUGCCCUCAUCGACUGCAACAGCUCCACACGCAUGUACCAGUUCGCCGCCUUCACUUUCGAUGCCUGCAUUCUGGAGAUUUUCACCACUCUCAUGUACGGUGGAACCAUCUGCCUACCUUCAGACGACGAGAAGAUGAGCGAUAUCGUCGGCUUCAUCAACAGGAAACAAGUCAAUACCGCCUUUAUGACUCCAUCCCUUGUGCGCAUAGUCAGGCCAGACGAUAUUCUUACAAUGAAGACACUGAUACUUGGAGGUGAAGCUCUCGGGGCUGACAACAUCGCCAUAUGGGCAAGCAGACUCCGAUUGAUGAAUGGAUACGGCCCAACAGAGACUUGCGUUUUUGCAGUCAUGAAGACUUUCGAGGGGGCGAUGGACCGCAACGACGUCUUGGGCAAAGGCGUUGCUUCCCAAACUUGGAUUGUCAACCCUGACGACCCUACCCAGCUUGCGCCGCUCGGAGCUGUGGGCAUGCUUCAUCUUUCUGGGCCGGCGCUCGCAGACGGAUAUCUCGGAGAUCAGGCCAAAACCGACAGCGUAUUUCUGGAGAAUCCCGGUUUCCUUCGAGGCGAGAGAGCAUACAAUACCGGCGAUCGCGCUCGCUACAGCACCGACGGCUCUAUCAUAUACCUUGGUCGAGCUGAUCAGCAGACCAAGCUACGUGGUCAGAGAAUCGAGCUUACUGAAAUCGAGACUCAUACCUUGAGCAACCUGCCAGACGCGAGUGGCGUCUGCGUGGACAUCGUGCUUCCGGGUGGUCUGCAAGACAAGGCUUGUCUCGCCGCUUUCUUCUGUCUCGAAAAGAAGAACAAGUCGCUUCUGGGAGAAGACCUGCUCCUUCCAGUAUCCGAAUCUGUACAGAACGAUAUCGUGCGACUUCAGCGGGCUCUCGAGGCAGCAUUGCCACCGUAUGAAGUUCCGGCUCUAUACAUUCCCGUCAGCAAGAUGCCAACAACCACUGCCGGAAAGCUUGAUCGACGCAGUCUCCGUGAGACGAUAGCUAGUAUGCCUCAAGAGGAACUCCUGCGCAUGUAUUCGCAAUCAGAAAACUCUAAGAAACCAUUGACGACUGCAGCCGAGCAAACUCUCGCACUCGCCUGGUCUGAGGUCCUGAAGAUACCAGUCUCCCGCAUUGGAUCAGACGAUAAUUUCUUCAGAGUGGGUGGUGAUUCCAUCUCGGCAAUGGUGCUUGCAUCGAAGAGAGUGGCGACGGUCGCAGAUAUCUUCAAACAUCCCGUUCUGUCCGAUAUGGCAGCUGUUUCCAGCAGCAAGUCUUCCAGCAGCGAGAGUUGCAGCGAGACAGUUGCUCCAUUCAGCCUUCUCGACGGGAGCACAACUGUAUCGUCCAUUGGAGCUAAGAGCAAGGUAUCUCCAGACGAUGUCGAGGAUGCGUACCCAUGCACGCCGUUGCAAGAAGGUCUCAUGGCACUUUCGCUCCUCAAUCCUGGGUCGUACAUUCUGCGAAAGGUUCUCCGCCUGCCAACCUCGAUCGACCUGCCAAUGUUCAAGGAGGCCUGGGACAUGACGGUCGCCAACAACCCAAUCUUGCGUACGACGAUCAUUGAAAGUCCAGACGCAUGCUCACUGCAGGUUGUGCUCAAGCACGACACCACCAGCUUGUGGCGUACAGCUUCCAGCCUUCAAGAGUACCUUGACCAAGACGAACAGGAAAGCUUCACCUUUGGGAUGCCAUUGUCUCGCUACGGCAUCACUGCAGAUGGCCACUUUGUCUGGACAGCACACCACGCCAUCUACGACGGCUGGACUCUACCACUGAUCCUCAAUCAAGUCCGUGCUUACUACACAAGCAGCAUAUCGAAAAGGGUUCCCGGCUUCAACAGCUUCGUUAAAUACAUUACUUCCACCACACAUGAAGAAGCACACGCGUACUGGAAAAAUUCGCUGUCAGGCGGAAAGCCAACCAUUGCCUUCCCGGAACCGCCUCCUGCUACUCAUACUCAUCGUCACCGAGUUAAUGGAGUGGCACAUCAACGAAUCGCAAUGCAGCUACAAUCAGAAGUCGAUGUACCAACAGCGACACUGCUGAGAGCAGCAUGGGCAUAUGUGCUCGCCCAAUACUCUGACGCCGGUGAAGACAACGAUGUUGUGUUCGGAACUACCCUUUCGGGUCGUAGCUGUCCAGUUGACGACAUCACAGAGAUCGUUGGCCCUACCAUCACCACAGUGCCUGUUCGAAUGGGUAUACCUACCGGAGAGGUAACUGUCGGGGCUUUUCUGAAGGAAGUGCAGGACCAGACGACAGACAUGAUGCCUUUCGAGCACUUCGGUCUGCGGAACAUUGCCAACAUCAACGCAGACACUGCGGCAGCCGUACAGUUCCAGAACCUUUUUGUCGUACAGCCCAUGGCGCAGAGGUUCGAUAUCCAGCCAGAAGAGCUACUUGGUGCGGAAGAAGUGGCUCUUCCAUUGAAGAACUUCGACACAUACCCGCUGGUCUGGGAGUGCAGCCUUGAUGAGAAGGAUGUUCACGUCGAAGCACGAUUCGACCAGACUAUUGUCCCACAGAAUCGGGUGGAAAGGAUGCUCCGUCACUUUGAGCACAUUGUGUCAUGCUUCCAGCAAGCUACAGAAAAGAUGAAAAUGGAAGACAUCACUAUGCUCACCACCGACGAAAUGACUCAGAUUCUGGACUGGAACAACACAUACCCAGAGAUACUCGAGACAAAUGUGCCCGCGGUCUUCGCAGAGCAAGUCAAGCUACGACCUGAUGCACUUGCCGUUGAUGCUUGGGACGGAAAGCUCACCUACGCCGAAUUGGAUCGAUUGUCGACCGCAUUGGCUGGGAGACUAAACCAGAACCACGGAAUUGGACCAGAAGUCUUAGUUCCGCUUUGUUUCCAGAAAUCUAUGUGGGCCGUGGCCACGCAACUCUCGGUCAUGAAGGCAGGCGGUGCCGUCGUCAACCUGGAUCCAGCUCAACCGCUAGACCGUAUUCAGCUCAUUCUUCGAGAUGCUGACGCAAAGGUCGUGCUGACAGCUUCUCAUUUGGCAAAGAAAUUCGAGACCGUAGCUGGCCUCACGACAAUUGCUAUUGACGAGCAAUACUUCGCCAACCUACCACUCACCAGCACCCCUGCUUUACCUGUCAUCAGCCCCCAGAACCCAGCCUAUGUCCUCUUUACUUCUGGAUCAACUGGACUCCCCAAAGGAAUCGUCAUCGAACAUCGCAGUCUUUGCUCCAGCAGCAAAGCCCAUGGAACAGCCUGGAACAUUGGACCCUCGACUCGCCUUCUUCAAUUUGCUGCGUACCAGUUCGAUGUCUCAGCAGCUGACAUCUUCACCACACUUCAGAGGGGUGGCUGUAUCUGUGUUCCUUCUGAUAAUGAGCGUCUGAACGAUCUCGCAGGCGCCAUCAAUCGAUUCCAGUGCAACUGGGCCUUCCUGACUCCAACAGUCGCCUCACUGCUGCCCGCUGAGGGUAUUCCCAGCCUUCGCAAACUUGUACUUGGUGGUGAAGCUAGCACUAGAGCCAUCAUCGCCAAAUGGCACAGUAUCCUGGACCUUAUUGUGUGCUACGGACCAGCCGAAACGACGGUUUACUCCUCAGGCGCACCGCCCGCCACAGUUUCCAGCAAUCCAGCUGAUAUCGGCUCUCCCAUUGGUGUCUUGAACUGGAUCGUGGAUCCUUCGGACCACAACAAGCUUGUGCCUAUUGGCUGCACGGGUGAGCUGAUACUGGAAGGACCAACCGUUGCGAGAGGCUAUCUGCAUAACGAAGAGAAGACAGCCGCUGCGUUCGUUACCGAUCCUGCUUGGACCAAGACAGGCGACAAACCAAGGAGGUUCUACCGCACUGGAGAUCUAGUCCGUUACAAUGAAGACGGUACGAUUCAUUUCGUUGGACGCAAAGACACCAUGAUGAAGAUUCGCGGCCAGAGAGUUGAGGCCGGCGAAAUCGAACACGCCAUCCGGGCAAGGCUCUCUACACUCGGACAUGUUGUUGUCGACUCGGCUCGCCCAGAAAGUCUUGAUAGCCGGACUGCAUUGAUUGCAUACCUCCAACCUAGCGCUAUCGCAGCUGAAGAAACUCAUAUUCUUUCAUUGGACCCUAUCAAGGAAGACCUCGUGGCACUGCAAACAUCGCUCUCAGGGGCCUUGCCACACUACAUGCUACCAAACUACUUUAUACCCAUUUCUCGGGUACCGCUAACAACGAACGGCAAGACGGAUCGCCGCAAGCUCAAGGAACUGGUCUCGUCCCUCACGAGGGAGCAGCUUCUCGAGUAUGGUCUACAGACCUCAUUGGGAGACAAGAAACAACAGCCGUCAACUUCAGCAGAAUUUGCACUCCGUGAUCUCUGGGCUCAGACUUUGGGCGUAGACGCCGAGACUAUUGGUACUGACGAUCAAUUCUUCCGGAUCGGCGGUGACUCAAUCCUUGCUAUCAAGCUGGUAUCGACAGCUGCGAAGCAAGGCCUUCAACUGUCAGUCACCGACUUCUUCGAAAGCCCCGCACUCUCAGACAUGGCCAAAGUCAUCGGCGGACGCACACGCUCUGAGGAACACGAUGAUACUGCGCCUUACAAGCCAUUCUCUCUUAUCACAGACAAGCCACAACACAAGCUGGUAAAAGAGCUGGCGGCCCAAAUCAAAACUACUGAGAAGAACAUCAUCGACGUUCUUCCAGCAACAGACUUCCAGAAGAAUGCCGUGGCUCAUGGUUUGAUGAAGACUCGCGGGUUCAGAAACUACCUUUGGUUGGACCGUGAUGGCGAUGCGGAGACCAAGCUCAUCAACCCUGCCCUCCAGGCAUUCGUGGCUCAGCACGAGAUUCUUCGUACGGUAUUCGCUGUGCAUGGAGCAGAUAUCGUCCAGACGGUGCUUCGUUACCUCCCAUACGAGAUUGAGUGGCAUGAGACCGCAGACGAUAUCGAAUCAUCGACCAUGCAGAUCAGCAAACAAGACGCCGAGCGUCCAGUGAUCAUGGCCGAUCCACAGCUGAAGUUUUUCGUGGUGGCCAAAGCUGGUGCGAAGGCUUCAUACCGACUCAUCAUGCGCAUCUCCCAUGCCCAGUAUGACGGCUCUUGUCUGCCGCAGCUUUUGAAUUCGUUGGUAGCAGCGCUGGAAUGUCAAGAGGCGGGCCCAAUCUCGUCAAUGGCACCGUACUUCCAGGAGCAAGCAGUUUCGCCAGCUAAACAACUAGAAGCUGCGGAGUACUGGCAAUCUCUUCUCCACGGCUCGACCAUGACUUCGCUUGUCCAGCACCUGCACGAAACACCAUCGUACAAGAACAUCUACAACACCCAGUUGACGAGAACCAUUCCCACCCCGUCAGCUAUCACAGCUAAACACGGCAUAACGUUUGCCACAAUUUUGAAACUCGCCUGGUCUCUCACGGUUUCCAGCCUGUCCUCGUCAGAUGACGUGACGUUCGGCCACGUUGUCUCCGGUCGGCCACCAUCCCUCACGGCACUCAUGGGUCCUUGUCUCAACGUCAUCCCUGUCCGAGUGAGUCUCAAGAACACCGCCACAAUCCUCAGUCUUCUGCGCCAGAUCCAGAACCAGCACGCCUCUAGUUACCCCUUCGAGGCUACCCUCGGUACAAGAACGAUCGUCCGAGAUUGCACCUCCUGGCCACAACACACGCGCUUCAGCAGUAUCGUCCAACAUCAAAACAUCGACGAAACAACUGAAGCAGGCGAAGUGGGUGCUUGGUGUCCAGAAGCUGAUGAAGCCGAUGUAGCGAUCAAGACCACGCCGAAAGACGGCAGUGACGCUAUGGAGGUGGCGAUGAUUUGCUCAAAUGUCAUCAUCGGGAUGCAUAAAUGGGAAGCUGUCCUGGAUGCGCUCUGCGAGAUGAUUGCAGCUAUUGGUGAGGACGAAAGCAAGAGUGUAGGAGAGGUGUUGGAGAACGAAAGUGGGUUGCGUUUGCCUCUCAUUCGCCACGAUGGCUACACAAAUGGCCACAUGAACGGCAUCAUUGGCUUCCAACAGAAAACCAAAGAGAAGGCAAGACUACCAGCUCUGUGGCGAGAGAUCUUGGGUCUUUCCGAAGAACAGACCAUGGCGUUGGAUUACCACAGCGAUUUCUUCGCACUAGGUGGCGAUUUGGUUACAGCAGCGGUUCUGGUAACCAGACUACAGCAAAUGGGCUAUGGGGAGUUGAGUGUGGAGAUGAUCAUAGAUCAUUCGCGGUUUGGGCAAAUGGUCAAGGCCUUGGGAGCGGCGGUUUUGGGGUCUGCUGUUCAGAUCUCAUUCACCGUACCACGGUAUGAAUCUCCUCGCGCAAACAACAAACUUGAGGUUCACUGGGGGUUGUAUGUUCUUCUUCUGAUGCUCGCUGUUGUUUCAUCCACGGCAUUCGUCAUGGAGCCCAGCGAGUAGUUUUAGAGUAUAGACGGUGUAGCGCGAGUUUCCUUAUUUUCUUUUGUGUUGGAGUUUAGGAGUUAGAUAGUUCUUCUUCAUGAAUGAAUAUUAGCCUGUUUACAUAUA
Pyrenophora tritici-repentis Pt-1C-BFP is the source of this 18183-nucleotide messenger RNA. The record is from RefSeq and is a predicted model, not a curated record. NCBI's taxonomy places the organism in Eukaryota, Fungi, Ascomycota, Dothideomycetes, Pleosporales, Pleosporaceae.